This is a messenger RNA of Prunus dulcis (almond), 886 nucleotides long. RefSeq lists its product as uncharacterized. The record is from RefSeq and is a predicted model, not a curated record. Bases 94 to 654 code for a protein of 186 amino acids. The transcript is spliced from 7 exons. NCBI's taxonomy places the organism in Eukaryota, Viridiplantae, Streptophyta, Magnoliopsida, Rosales, Rosaceae.
UAAUUUAGAAGAAAAAAGCCAUGGCUUGGGAAAAAGGGAGGGUCUCUCUUUAUAGACCUUAUCAAUAACAGAGACAAGGAAUAGUCUCCAUAAAUGGGUUCGCAGUUGCAGAACUCCUCAGAAAUGCUGUCAAGGGAACAGUUGCUUCAUCUCUUCGAUCGAUUCUCUUUCCUCACCUCUCAGCCCGAUGUGAAGAAAAGAAUCGCUGAUGGUGUUGAGGACAAACAGGAAGCUGUUGCCAUAACCACUGCCAUCCAGGAAGAGAUAUUUCUGGAGAUGGGGAUUGAUCCAAGGUUUGGCAUAUCAUCCCUGGGAAAGGUGAAUGAAAAAUAUGAGAAUGAUCAGGAUAUGAUGAUCCGCUUUUAUAAGUUCAUUGCAAGGGAGGAGAUGGCCUGUGAUGAAGCUGAGCUUGGAGCAGAUGAAUUUGCGGAAAGGAUGCAUAGUCAAGAAAAAUUACAGGAGCAGCAACUGGAGAUGCUAAAGCACAUGCGGAAAUUUCCCCUGGAUGAUCAAUCUGCAAUCCUUGAGAAGGAAGGUGAAUGCAAUCCCAAUUUGAAAUUCGAAGAACAACAAAGCCAAUAUAUUCUGAAUAACAUAUUGGUGCGGGGUAUUGUUCAUACAGCUGCGUCAGCAGAUGGAAAAUGCCGAUUUUGACGGUGCUGCAUCAGUUUUGUCUUCAGAGCAGAUUCAAGAGAUUGUUCGGAGGAGGGUGUCUCCUUUAUUUAAGCCAAGGUAGAUUGGAACAUGUAUCAGUGAUGCAAUGUAGUUUGUUUUCAGACUGCUACUUUGUCCAGGCUCUCUAUGUAGCUGUUGUUUGUUGUAGCAAUUGCUCAUUAUAUGUAGACUGGAUUUCGGUUGUGAAGUAAAUUUGUUUUUAAGAAGGUAA